Messenger RNA from Raphanus sativus (radish), 1452 nucleotides. RefSeq lists its product as uncharacterized. The coding region runs from base 1 to 1452 and encodes 483 amino acids. The transcript has a single exon. The record is from RefSeq and is a predicted model, not a curated record. Lineage: Eukaryota; Viridiplantae; Streptophyta; Magnoliopsida; Brassicales; Brassicaceae.
AUGGUGCGUCGAAACCCUUUUAAAGGAUCUUCUUUAGAACAUCCACAAGACCACAUCGAAGGUCUAGAGGUAUUAAUUCCAGACGAAUACAGUCGUUGCAGACUUUUCCCAUUUUCACUAGAAGGGGAAGCUUUAAGAUGGUUAAACUGUCUACCAAAAGGAUCCCUGACUAGUUGGAAAGAGAUUAGAAAUGUCUUCCUUAAGCAACUCUUCGACGAUACUCGUUACUGGGAAGUGAGGAGGCGAAUUUCUACCUUCCGUCAAAAUCCUCAGGAAUCAUUCAAAAACGCAUGGGGAAGAUUCAAGGGUUAUGAACUCGAAUGCCCCCACCAUGGUUAUCCAGAACAACAAUUUCUUAAGAUCUUUUACAAAGGUGUUAUUCUGAGCUAUAAGACAACGCUUGAUACAUCAAGCGAAGGGAAUUUCGUUACUAGAAAUCCUAUAGAAGCAAGACGCUUCAUCGAAAACAUGGCAACAGGAAGAUCUUAUGAAGAGAUGAAUGAAGAAAAGGAAAAAGCUAUAAACUCAAGAGAAAAUAUUGAGUUAGCCGAGAUAAAGAAUUCUAUAAAUUCACUUCAAUCCCUUCUGACAGAUCGAAACCCACCUAACCUGUGCCAGUACUACAAUAAAACUCCUCCUAUAUCAGAAUAUGAGCUCGAGUUUACAGAAGAGUUAGAUACUACUGAUCCUCAUUCUGUGUUUAAUGUCGACAGCUUCACACGAGACUAUGAAAUCUGUGUGCAGUCUCGUACCGGGAGAGAGAAGUACAAUCUAAAACAAGAAUUUACAGGAAACCGUAAAAUGAAAUUCGAUUUUAAUGGGAAAAUAAACAUCGUUUACGGUAAACUAAAUCAGAAGAUCGAUUCAUUAGUUGAACACCUACGGGGAAUGGAAGACCAAAUUGCUAACCUUGCAACUACUCUGAAAAGAGAGACAGGCCGUCUCCCUGGAAGGACCGAUGCUAAGCCUAGAGCAAAACGCCAAGCAUAUGCCGUGAUGUUGCGAAGCGGUAAACGCCUUGAAACAAAUGCCAGAGACGAUGCCAGCAAUAAAAAAAUCAUCGAUAAUUCAGGAAAAAGCAAUUCCAACCCCAUAGAGCUUCUUGACAAUGAUUCUGACUCAGGAACAUCCGAACAAAGGAGGAAGUCUUCAAAUAAAAAGGAUGAGGGAAGAACUAUAGACUUAGGAAAAGAGAAUCCUGAUGCCGAAAUCGAAAUCGAUCGUCUAGACGAACCGAAUAUUGAUCGAUCCACUGGGAAGGAAAACGAUCGACCAUCUGGUGGCACUAACGAUUGCAAUACACAAUCUACUGGAACUGAACGAGUCUAUAGAACUCCAUCCCCAUUUCCUCCAAACAAACCGCAAACUAAGAAGGCAUUGGAACAUGCAAUUUGCAAAAAUGCCUUUGAUAAAAUCACUUCGAGCUACCCCUCAGUGACGCCAUUAAGAUAG